Oryza sativa Japonica Group (Japanese rice) is the source of this 1682-nucleotide messenger RNA. The record is from RefSeq and is a predicted model, not a curated record. NCBI's taxonomy places the organism in Eukaryota, Viridiplantae, Streptophyta, Magnoliopsida, Poales, Poaceae.
UUCCCUGUCAUUGAACUCACAUCAACCAGCCCAAGUUUCCAAUAACAUCCUCAAAUAGCUAUGGCGACCAUAGCUUUCUCUCGGUUAUCUAUCUACUUUUGUGUUCUUCUCCUAUGCCAUGGCUCUAUGGCCCAGCUAUUUGGUCCGAACGUAAAUCCAUGGCACAACCCUCGGCAAGGAGGUUUUAGGGAGUGUAGAUUUGAUAGACUACAAGCAUUUGAACCACUUCGGAGAGUGAGGUCAGAAGCCGGGGUUACAGAGUACUUUGAUGAGAAGAAUGAACAAUUCCAGUGCACAGGUACAUUUGUCAUCCGACGUGUCAUUGAGCCUCAAGGCCUUCUGGUACCUCGAUACAGCAAUACUCCUGGCAUGGUCUACAUCAUCCAAGGGAGAGGUUCUAUGGGAUUAACUUUCCCCGGCUGCCCAGCAACCUACCAACAACAAUUCCAACAAUUCUUGCCUGAAGGCCAAAGCCAGAGCCAAAAAUUUAGGGAUGAGCACCAAAAGAUCCACCAAUUUAGACAAGGAGAUAUCGUUGCACUGCCAGCUGGUGUUGCGCAUUGGUUCUACAAUGAAGGCGAUGCACCAGUUGUUGCUCUAUAUGUCUUCGACUUAAACAACAACGCUAAUCAGCUUGAACCAAGGCAGAAGGAGUUCUUAUUGGCGGGUAACAACAACAGGGAGCAACAAAUGUAUGGUCGCUCAAUCGAGCAACACUCUGGGCAAAACAUAUUUAGCGGUUUCAACAAUGAGCUACUAAGUGAGGCCUUAGGCGUCAAUGCAUUGGUAGCAAAGAGGCUACAAGGCCAAAACGACCAAAGAGGAGAGAUCAUACGGGUAAAGAAUGGCCUUAAACUGUUGAGACCUGCUUUUGCACAACAACAGGAACAAGCACAACAGCAGGAACAAGCACAAGCUCAAUACCAAGUUCAGUACAGUGAAGAACAACAACCAUCUACGCGUUGCAACGGUUUAGAUGAGAACUUCUGCACAAUCAAGGCAAGGUUGAACAUCGAAAAUCCUAGCCAUGCUGAUACUUACAACCCACGUGCUGGAAGGAUCACACGUCUCAACAGUCAGAAGUUCCCCAUUCUUAACCUUGUACAAUUGAGUGCUACUAGAGUAAAUCUAUACCAGAAUGCUAUUCUCUCUCCGUUUUGGAACGUUAAUGCCCAUAGCCUGGUGUAUAUCGUUCAAGGGCAUGCUCGAGUUCAGGUCGUUAGUAACCUUGGAAAGACGGUAUUCAAUGGCGUUCUACGUCCAGGUCAAUUGCUGAUCAUUCCACAACACUACGUUGUCUUGAAGAAAGCAGAGCAUGAAGGAUGCCAAUACAUUUCAUUCAAGACCAAUGCAAACUCCAUGGUGAGCCACCUUGCAGGGAAGAACUCAAUAUUCCGUGCCAUGCCAGUGGAUGUGAUCGCUAAUGCUUACCGCAUAUCGAGGGAGCAAGCACGAAGCCUUAAGAAUAAUAGGGGAGAAGAGCUCGGUGCCUUCACUCCUAGAUAUCAACAACAGACCUACCCAGGCUUCUCAAAUGAGUCGGAGAACGAGGCCUUAGAGUGAUGUACUAAUGAAAUAGUAUAGGUGUAUCAAAAAAAUAAUGCCACAAGUAUGUGAAACUUUGUGGCGGUUCUGUUCUAAGUUUAUGAAGCACUAAUAAAAUGCUACAACUGUUUUGUUCA